This is a messenger RNA of Hyalella azteca, 2663 nucleotides long. RefSeq names its product AP-3 complex subunit mu-1 (gene carmine). Gene Ontology annotation, biological process: intracellular protein transport; endocytosis. Gene Ontology annotation, cellular component: cytoplasmic vesicle; clathrin adaptor complex. The coding region runs from base 445 to 1698 and encodes 417 amino acids. The transcript has 10 exons. The record is from RefSeq and is a predicted model, not a curated record. Lineage: Eukaryota; Metazoa; Arthropoda; Malacostraca; Amphipoda; Hyalellidae.
AGUCGUUUACCACCCGCCUUGCCUGAGCCUGUAGGGUUCUUACUGCAGUGCCUAGAAACAGACAAGAACCAAAGAGAGUCAGCUGAUUACAGACGUCAGCUGUUUGUUACUUUGUAAUAUCUGGUCAUUGAAUUCGAAGAAGGCUUCGGACGCAUUUUGACAGCAACUAAGCUACGUUAAACUCUUGCAAUGACAAAUGGAGAUAAAUGUGUGAAGAAAUUUCAUGAAUUUGUCAAAAAUCGCUUAGCCAUACUUAUAAACGAAAUUGGGCUGCGUAAAUUUUGGGGUAUUUUUUCAUGAUGUUACCCUGCGUUCAACUCUGACUGCCUGACAAGUGUCAGCAAUUCGGAGCGCAGCGCAGCAAUCAGCAUCGGGUCGCUGAUUUUUCUGUUAUGCUGGCAUUUUAAUUUGUUAUAUUGAUUAAUAACUUCAACUGAGAACAAAAUGAUCCACAGUCUUUUCAUCAUAAACACAUCUGGAGAUGUAUUCAUGGAGAAACAUUGGAAAAGCGUCAUACCUCGCUGUGUUUGUGAUUACUUCUUUGAUGCUCAGAGGAAAGCCAACUGCAGUGAAGAUAUUCCUCCAGUCAUCACAACACCGCACCACUAUCUCAUUUCAGUGCUUAGAAACAGUGUCUUCUAUGUGGCUGUAUGCCUAACUGAAGUUCCUCCGCUGUUUGUCAUUGAGUUUCUACAUCGAGCAGUUGACAUAUUUGUUGAUUACUUUGGAGAAUGUACAGAGGCUACCAUCAAGGAGCAUUAUGUUGUUGUGUAUGAACUCCUGGAUGAAUUACUUGACAAUGGCUUCCCAUUGGCUACAGAGAGCAAUGUUCUCAAGGAGCUGAUUAAGCCACCCAAUAUCCUACGCAGCAUUGCAAACACAGUCACUGGAAAAACUAACAUGAGCGUGACACUGCCAAGCAGCCAGCUGAGCAACGUACCUUGGCGUCGUGCAGGCGUUAAAUACACGACGAAUGAUAUCUUGCUGGACCUCACUGAGGAGGUCGACGCCAUCAUCGACAAGUCAGGGGCCACUGUCACUUCUGAGAUACAAGGCUAUGUGGACUGCUGGGCCCGCUUGAGUGGCAUGCCAGACCUCACACUGAGCUUCACCAACCCUCGCCUGCUAGACGACGUCUCCUUCCAUCCUUGUGUCCGCUUGCGUCGCUGGGAGGACGAGCGUGUGCUAUCGUUCGUGCCUCCUGACGGUAACUUCCGUCUGCUCACGUACCACAUAUCGUCUCAGUCCGUCGUUGCACUGCCCGUCUACGUGAGACACAACAUCUCCUUCAGGGAUACGGCCGCUGGGAAGAUGGACAUCACUAUUGGUCCUCGCCAAACCAUGGGCAGAACAAUCGAGAAUGUGAAGCUGGAACUGCCGAUGUCGAAGAGCGUGGUGAGCUGUAACCUGACGGCAACGCAGGGCAAGUACUCGUUCGACCCCGUGACGCGCGUCCUCAUGUGGGACGUGGGCAGAGUCGACCCCAGCAGGCUGCCCAACAUUCGCGGCAACUUGAGUCUGCUGAGCGGAGCGCCCCCGCCUGAGAGCAGUCCGACCAUUAGUGUUCAAUUCACUAUAAGUCAGCUGGCAGUAUCGGGAAUCAAAGUCAAUAGACUGGACAUUUACGGCGAGAAAUACAAGCCGUUCAAAGGCGUAAAGUACGCUACCAAGGCCGGCAAAUUUCAGAUACGAACGUGAACGCAAACCGACGCUUCUGGAACAACGCAGUCGAACGAGUCUCAUACUUCGGAGUUUAAUUUAAACGUGUGUUAUGAAUGAUGAACUAGAGCGUUGGUUGAAAAUAAUUUUUCGCGAAAAAUCUUUGUUAAAUGUGUCAUUGUUCACCUACCAGGUCCUAACUAUUUUUCAGUCCUCGUAAUUCGUAUAUUACCUUACGAAUACAAUCAGAGAAUUGUAAUGGCUACAAAUUUUCUUCGUCUGUGCAAUAUAUGCGUACCUCCACAUGACAGAGGAUUCCAAAUCUGAUUUCAUCCAAUCUACUAAUUUUGUAAUCACCUGGCUCUCUUUCGAGCCUCGCCAAUAAAUGAGCCAUUUUAAUAUAUGCUGUAAUCUUCAAGGCAAAAAGGCACAUCUUCCCAAAUUCAUCUCUUACUUGAAUUAUGCUGCUUAAAUUGAUCAGAUUCCUCAUGGAAAAAAUGAAGCUUAUUUUUAUUCUACUGUAAUCCUCAUACUUUGUUCUUCAUUAUUCUCUGAAAUUUUCUCCAUCUCGUCAAAUACUACUCAUAAAGAAGCUUGUUCAGCUUCACUCUUACAUUGUUAACUUCAAAUAAUUACGACCAACUAUUAACUGGCUGUAAGUUUCUUGAAUUUUUGUGUGCAAUUCUGUGCAUCGAUUCUACAUUCCCUACGUUCAAUAUGAAAAUAAAUAUAAUGGGAAAUUUAAAUUGAUAGUAAAUCAUUUUAUUUUCCAUAAACAAUAUUUACAGAUUUUUUCUUAUAAGUAGAAUCCUAUUAAUAGAAAUUUGGAAGUUAUCUAUUUAUAUAAUUCGAUUAUACGACAUACUUCUCAUUUAAGCCGAAGUUCAUAGUUAUGCUCCGUUCUUUUCACAUAACUUUUGAGAAAAUCGUAUGAUAGAAACUCAGCCAUAUCUGUUACUCGUGAAUUGCGACCAAUGAAAAACUUGCAAAUUCCUUUUUUAUUU